Messenger RNA from Cylicocyclus nassatus, 285 nucleotides. The record is from the annotation of a GenBank genome assembly. NCBI's taxonomy places the organism in Eukaryota, Metazoa, Nematoda, Chromadorea, Rhabditida, Strongylidae.
AGCAGAUAAAGUUUUGUGGGAUGAAUUUUACAACACUAGCGCUUCUGCUGUGUGUAGGUCGAAUCCAUGCAUUAUCUUGGAGGCCAUGGGGUCGUCCGAGUCCUAUUCGCCCUCAAUGUCCGAGCUACGGAUACGGAAAUCGUGGGCCAAAUGUACCGAGACCUCAAAGCCCUUAUGGACCCUCGGGACAAUAUACAGUACCUCUGCCUCAGAACCCGUAUGUUCAACAGUCUUGGUAUGACGCAACCGGACACUACUGAUCAUUACACGUUUAAUGAACUUUGA